Neurospora hispaniola is the source of this 1782-nucleotide messenger RNA. RefSeq lists its product as uncharacterized. The record is from RefSeq and is a predicted model, not a curated record. NCBI's taxonomy places the organism in Eukaryota, Fungi, Ascomycota, Sordariomycetes, Sordariales, Sordariaceae. Bases 1 to 1782 code for a protein of 593 amino acids. The transcript has 2 exons.
AUGGACAAUCAAGAUGGGUUCGAACAUGGCUUGAAAAAGCGGAUAAUCCAGGAAGUCUUUGACAAGCUUCUGAGCCCAUUGUGCAAGGCCUUUCCCAAGGCACCAGGUUGUCCUACGCCAGAAGAGCCAGUGGAGGCGCCGCCGCAGUCAACAACGCCGACAACAACGCCGACGACAACACCGGCACCGGCCGCAACUUCACCUCCCGCAGUUAUAGCACCACUUCCAGCCGCAACAAAGACUCAGCCCGCGAGUCCUCCCGUUGUGACACAGCCACCGGUAGUGGUAGCACCGCCAGCCACUACUGCUCCCGCAGUCGUGAAGCCCUCGUCAACCAGCAUCACGCCGCAGCCAACGAAGGGAGCUGAACAAGGGUCAGGAUCGAAUCAUGGAACUAAAUCGGGUGAAGGAUCUGGACAAGGUAACGAAUCAGGAAGUGGCUCUGGUUUGAAUGGUGCGGAUAAGGGUAAUGCCGGAAAUGCAGGGACUGAUGGAUCCAACUCUGGCAAGGGAGCCACGGGACCUGUCGGAUCUGAUAACGACAACAACACCACCGUUCCACCAUCGAGCAUGACUUCGGAUACGACUGCAGUACAGCCCACGGCUACCUCAGCCAGCUUUGAUGGGAAUGCAUUUUUUCCUGGGAACGUUGUUCUCGCCGCCCCAAUGGCAGUCCCAAGUCAGUCAUCCGAGUCGGGCGAAGAUACGGUUGGGGAUGGUACCUCGGGGGAUGGGGAUAAUUGGGCGCAGGGUUCUCAGCCUUCGGCCACAUCCUAUAACUCAGCAAUUCAACAUAACGGCCAAGCCAUUUCUACAACGCUCUCCACUGCAUGGAUCGCCGCAGGCACUCCAACAAGCAUCCCAUCAGUAGAAAGCACCAUCCCUGGGCAAGCAUCUGGAUCUGAUGACCCUUCACGGGGCAACCCAGACCUUUAUCCUACCCCCGGCUCAACUCACACGCCAGCGGGUGGAGGCUCAACCACAGGAAAUAGCGACAGUCCCGCUGGGGACUCGCCUAAUACCAGCAGCACGGGUCUUGUAUCUGGUAUUGCCGGUGGUGUCAUCACCAUUGUGGUCCUCUUCUUUGUUCUGUUCCUUCUCCUCUACAAAUACCGCCGCAACGCCCGCGUCCAGAACUUCCUCAUCAAGUACACCCCCCUGAAAGUAGCCGCCUACACGAAGCGUGACAAGAAGCGAUCCUCGAUGGGCAAAGGCCUGCUCCUCGAGGACGAGGAGCCAUCAUCACCCACCAUGACCGAGAAAGGGAAGAACGUCAACUACGGCACCAUCCUGCCCGCCCCCGUCACGCAACCCAACCCCACCGCCAGCCGCGCCCCUACCAAAGCCAUCCCACCGCCCGGCCUCGACACAGCUCACGGCCUCAGGUCCCCGACGCCCAAUGAAAACCGUCACAGCAUGUUCGAACGCGUGUCCACCAGCAUGUCCGAUUACUUCCCGCAACCCCCCUCGCCGACGCACUCCCAACACUCGCGCGGCAACAGCGUCGAAUCGCUCGGCGGCGUCAGUAUUGCUAGCAGCGGCAUCUUUUCCGCCUCCAUGCUGCCGCCUUCUACUGCCUGCAGCAACAGUACCGCGUCCUGGGCGUUGCCGCCGAGCACGUCGCAUAGUCAGGCGAUGCAGUUUCAGCCGUUGCAGCCGAUGCCGAUGCCGAUGAGACAGUCGGGGUUGUCGACGCAGAUGUCGUCGUCGAUGGCGGCACCGAGGGAAGGGCAGGCGGGUCCGUCAAAUUGGCGGGAUAGACCGGAUUCGUGGGGGUUCUGA